This is a messenger RNA of Symphalangus syndactylus (siamang), 2581 nucleotides long. RefSeq names its product docking protein 3 (gene DOK3). Gene Ontology annotation, biological process: cell surface receptor protein tyrosine kinase signaling pathway; positive regulation of MAPK cascade; Ras protein signal transduction. The record is from RefSeq and is a predicted model, not a curated record. Gene Ontology annotation, cellular component: cytoplasm. Lineage: Eukaryota; Metazoa; Chordata; Mammalia; Primates; Hylobatidae.
UGGCCUGCUGGUACUUGGCUGUGGAAGGAGCCACCGAGCUGGUGCCCACCUCUGGGGACUCAGGGUCUCUCCAUUGGGUUGUCUGAAUUUAUGACUCAAGGAGGGACCACAUUGGCAGGCCAAGGAGAAGUGCUUGGAUUCUCUGGUCUCCCUGGCCAGCUGUCAUAGCUCUCAGGCUCACUCUUCCUGUCAGUGGUGUGAUGUUUCGGGGGCUUCUCCUGAAGCCCCUUGGGAGGCUGCUUCUUGCCCCAGGACCCCCACCCACUGCCUGCCUGUGCCAGCCACCUGGAGGAAGCCCUCCACUCCGUUGACUGAGGAGGCAGCAGAUGUCACAGAACUGCCAUUUAGGCCACAAGCUCUCCCUAAGCCUGCUCUGUGCCCAGCUCUGUUGAGCUUUGAGGACCUAGAUGGACCAGGGAGAUGACUGCCUGGGAAGCCGUCAGGCGAGGGGAGAGAAAGACACACACAGAAACGUGGACAGCAGUCACAAGACCGCUAGCAGAUGAAGCAGGAUCUCGGCAUCUGGUGAGAGGUAGGCAGGGACCAGCACAGGCAGCCACACUUCCUCUGAGCCGGCACUUUGCGUGUAUGGCCACAUGCUCAUUCCAGUGAGACGGCGGUUGCUCAAGCCAUAUUUGUCACUUGGUAUGUGGCUUUGGACAAGUUACUUAAUUUUUCUGAGCGCCGAUUUCCUCACUGUUGAAAUGGCGAUGAGAACACAAAGGAUGUGGCGUCUGAGGUGGCCAGAGCUUAGGGCUGCUUGGGCCACAGUGGGCACAGAGCCGGGUGCCAGGAGGCCUUUAGGAAAUAUUUCCUGGCCAAGUGCAUUUCCAAACGGGAUUCCUUAUCCUGCUUCCAUGUUCUCUCCCAGAGGUGGUGCUGAAUGACCUGAGGCUGUUCCAGAAUGAAGCUGCCUCUGGACGGAGGGACGGGAAGUGGCCAGAAGGGGAAGUGUGAGGAGUUCCCGUCCAGCCUGUCAUCAGUCUCCCCAGGUCUUGAAGCGGCGGCCCUGCUCCUGGCCGUGACCAUGGACCCUCUAGAGACCCCUAUCAAGGAUGGCAUCCUCUACCAGCAGCAUGUCAAGUUUGGCAAGUGCUGGCGGAAGGUGUGGGCUCUGCUGUAUGCAGGAGGCCCAUCAGGCGUGGCACGGCUGGAGAGCUGGGAGGUCCGGGAUGGUGGCCUGGGAGCAGCGGGUGACAGGUCGGCAGGGCCUGGCCGGCGAGGGGAGCGACGGGUCAUCCGCCUGGCUGACUGUGUAUCUGUGCUGCCGGCCGACGGCGAGAGCUGCCCCCGGGACACCGGUGCCUUCCUGCUCACCACCACCGAGCGAAGCCACCUACUGGCUGCGCAGCACCGCCAGGCCUGGAUGGGCCCCAUCUGCCAGCUGGCCUUCCCGGGGACAGGGGAGGCCUCCUCAGGAUCCACAGAUGCCCAGUCUCCCAAGAGGGGCCUGGUCCCCAUGGAGGAAAACUCCAUCUACUCCUCCUGGCAGGAAGUGGGCGAGUUUCCCGUGGUGGUACAGAGGACUGAGGCCACCACCCGCUGCCAGCUGAAGGGGCCCGCCCUGCUGGUGCUGGGCCCAGAUGCCAUCCAGCUGAGGGAGGCCAAGGGCACCCAGGCCCUCUACAGCUGGCCCUAUCACUUCCUGCGCAAGUUCGGCUCCGACAAGGGCGUGUUCUCCUUUGAGGCCGGCCGUCGCUGCAACUCGGGUGAGGGCCUCUUUGCCUUCAGCACCCCCUGUGCCCCUGACCUGUGCAGGGCUGUGGCUGGGGCCAUCGCCCGCCAGCAGGAGCGGCUGCCAGAGCUGACCAGGCCCCAGCCCUGCCCCCUGCCACGGGCCACCUCUCUGCCCUCCCUGGACACCCCUGGAGAGCUGCAGGAGAUGCCACCAGGACCUGAGCCACCCACCUCCAGGAGGAUGCGCCCAGCCGAGCCCGGACCCCAGAGCCUGCCGCUACUGCUAGGCCUGGAGCCCAACGAUCCAGCGUCUGGGCUCUACGCCUCAGUGUGCAAGCGCGCCAGUGGGCCCCCAGGCACUGAGCACCUCUAUGAGAACCUGUGUGUGCUGGAGGCCAGCCCCACGCUGCACGGCGGGGAACCUGAGCCGCACAAGGGCCCCAGCAGCCACAGCCCCACAACCAGUCCCAUCUACCACAAUGGCCAGGACUUGAGCUGGCCCGGCCCCGCCCACGACAGCACCCUGGAGGCCCAGUACCGGCGGCUACUGGAGCUGGAUCAGGCGGAGGGCACAGGCCGCCCUGACCCUCAGGCAGGUUUCAAGGCCAAGCUGGUGACCCUGCUGAGUCGUGAGCGGAGGAAGGGCCCUGCACCUUGUGACCGGCCCUGAACACCCAGCAGAGGUGGCCAGAGAGGAGGGUGCUCCCCCUGGGACAGGUGGGUGGGCUGGUGGGCAAACAGUGGGCCCAUGUGGACACACACCUGUGUCCACCCUGGCCUGCAGGAACAAGGCAGGCCGCCUAUGGAGGACCUCAGCCCUGCCCUGCCCUCCUCAUGAACAGUGUGCAGACUCACAGAUAAUAAAGCUCAGAGCAGCUCCCAGCAGGGGCACUCACGGCACACA